Pseudomassariella vexata is the source of this 573-nucleotide messenger RNA. RefSeq lists its product as uncharacterized. Lineage: Eukaryota; Fungi; Ascomycota; Sordariomycetes; Amphisphaeriales; Pseudomassariaceae. The record is from RefSeq and is a predicted model, not a curated record. The coding region runs from base 1 to 573 and encodes 190 amino acids. The transcript has a single exon.
AUGGACGCAUAUCGCCGUACCGGUCGGGGCGGCGCCGGUAAUUACUAUUCACAAAAGGACAUUGAAGCCGUCAUCCAAAACACGGCCACGCCUCCGGACGUUGAAGCCCAGAAACAGACACACGCCAACAUAGACGCGCCGCCCUCGGAUCCGGCCAACGUGCCGCAAGAUCCAGCCGCCAUUCCCUCGACAACUCCCUCGCAAGGCUAUGCGCGGUCUGGCCGCGGCGGCGCAGGCAAUUUUGUCGACCCAGCCACUGCCGCAAGUACUAUCUCAGCCCAGCGCGCGCUGGAUCCACAGCAGAGGUCCGCGACAGUGCACACGACCGGUGUACCAACGUCCAAACCGGCGCAGACGGCGCGGGCAGGGCUUUCGGGGCGAGGUGGCGCGGGCAAUUGGACGACCGACGAGGGUCAGAAGGUGUAUAAUGAAGAGCAGGAGAAGAAGAGAAAGGCCGCACUAGAUGCCCAAGUAUUUAAUGAUGUCAAGGCUGGGCUUCAGCCACCCAGGCGGGUCUAUCACAUGCACGAUGCUGGACACGGCAAGGGGAAGUCGGAGGAACCCGAGCUGUGA